AUGGCAGAUUCAGGAGACGAACAGGUGAAUUCGACUAGGGGCAGUCCAUUUCCAAUUACCUUACCUACAGUUCUUUGUACUCCAGAGCCGCCGGACGAAGACAAUUUACUUCUGAAAACGAAUUCGUUCAUAUCAUCAGAGUCCAAAUUGUCAUUGCCUUCAAAUCUUGGCACUCCUACAUCGCCCCUCAAACUGUCAUCACCUUUAUCACUUCCAACCUCCCCAUCACCGUUUAUGAAAACUUCCCCCCAAACAGAAGUCAGAAGAAGUUCAGAAAGUCCCCAAUUACCCACCUCAAAUCAACAAUUUGCUGGUAAACUCAUUAACAAUGGAUCUGCGACAGGCAAUCCCCGCAAUAAAUGUGCACUCCAGCCCGGUCACAGUCUUAUGGAUUGGAUUCGGUUCGGCAACUCUGGCAAGGAUUUGACCGGUGUAGGCGGACGUUUGCGACCCGUUUCUCCACAGGAACUAGCUAAUCACAAUACACAGAAUGACGCAUGGUUAGCAAUUCGAGGAAGGGUAUACAACAUCACACAUUAUUUACCUUAUCACCCUGGAGGUCCCGAAGAACUAAUGAAAGGAGCGGGUAUAGAUGCGACACAAUUAUUUGAUAAAGUACAUCCGUGGGUGAAUUAUGAUUCACUUUUAGCAAAAUGUCUUGUUGGACCUCUACGGUUCGACCUGCCUGAUCCGGAAGAACUGUUCGACACCUCAUCCCAUUCCCUGAAAUCUGACCGACUAAAAGAGCCAUCAAAAGCCCAAGAGCUAGUUAGGAAGUCCAUGGAAAAUUUAGCAAAUUGCAUAACUCCAGUGAGAAAAAAGAUUACCUCAAAAAGUGAGGAGAACGUUAAAUGUAGCCCUCCGAGUAAAAUUAUGCAAAGUUUGAUACAGUCCAGCGACUUGCCUGUAUCAAUAAGCCGGAGAGCGGCUGCUAGUCCGACAAAAAAUGCUGAAAAAGCUGAUAUACCACCUCUGCGAUACGACUGGAUACAAACCACUACAAAACUCACUAUAUCGGUGUAUACGGGAGCCCUCGCGAACCCAGGAGGGUGUGCACGGAUUACUGAAGGCGUUCUACUAAUUGAAGUGGCGACAAACGGCUGGCUCAGAACACUCAAGUUGGUGCCCGAAGCGAAAUUACAAGACCCUUUACAAUUACGUGUGUAUGCCGAAAGUGGAAAAAUUGACAUAAUAGCACAGAAAGUCGAUUCAGCAGUAUGGAAACAUUGUGGUGAGGUCACACUUGGUACGGCGUCGCGAGUCUCUUCACCGAGGACAGUAGAAUGUCGCGUAGUCUCCAGUAAUGUAGUCACACAUGACACAGUCAUGCUCGCGGUCACGCCCCGCUCCGGACCUGUGGUCGUACCCUUAGGCCAUCAUAUUCGCGUGCAUAUGAAAAUUGCAGGUUCCGAAUGUAUCCGAUCAUAUACCCCAGUCGGUGAAGGAUGGGGUCCAUCAGAGGAUUCAUCGACUCUCAGUCUAGCAGUUAAAAAGUAUGUGACGGGCUCUCUCAGUCCGCAGCUCACUACACUGAAAGUUGGAAACAGACUUACUCUAUCAGGUCCAUAUGGGAGUUUCCAAUUACAGAAGUUGAAAGCAGUAAAAAGAAUUUUCUUCAUAGCAGCGGGUACCGGCAUUACUCCGAUGUUAGGAUUAUUGAAAUUUAUGCUUUCAAGGUCUAUCCUUCGAUGUGAGAAAGCGCACCUAAUUUUCUUCAAUAAAACUGAAGAUGACAUCUUAUUUAAAGACAAAUUCGAUGAAAUAUCCAAAGAAGAUAGCAGGUUUGUAGUGACACACGUUUUAUCGGACGCGAAAACGAAUUGGACUGGCUACAAAGGUCGUAUACGCAUUGACCUCCUCAACAAAAUUAUAGGCAAAGAUGUUCAAAAAUGUGGUGAACAGUGUACGCAUUUUGUUUGCAUCUGUGGUCCGGCUGAGUUCACGCAAACCGGCCUACAGUUAUUGAGAAAGUGUACAAUAAAAGACGAUUGUUUACACGCUUUUAUUGGUUAG
Molecule: messenger RNA, 2013 nt
Organism: Diatraea saccharalis (sugarcane borer)
Lineage: Eukaryota; Metazoa; Arthropoda; Insecta; Lepidoptera; Crambidae
Source: the annotation of a GenBank genome assembly